GCGACAAACAAGUUGUCACGUGUUUUAAUACGGAAGUUCCAGCGGUGUGUUUGUUUGAGCACAAAUCAAGAUGGCAGCGCACCCGGGUGGAGGAGGACAGGGCGACUCCAAAGAGCAGAUCCUGGAACUAGGGGUUGUCUUGUUAAAAGAUUUCAUUUACGAGCGAGUCCGCCGGCAUGGAGACAAAAGCGCCCUGGUGACCCGGGACCAGCUGGGUGGAGGCGAGAUAUGCGAUACCAACCACAAGAGGCUUGGCCAGUGCCUACAGAAGAUUGGAGACGAGCUGGAUGGCAAUGUGGAGCUCCAACAGAUGAUCAACUCCCCCUCACUGAGACCCACCAAGGAGGUGUUUGUGAAAGUGGCUGUUGAGAUCUUCUCUGACGGAAAGUUCAGCUGGGGCCGAGUUGUCACUCUCUUUUACUUGGCCUGUCGACUAGUCAUCAAAGCGCUCUUGACUCAAGUUCCUGACGUCAUCAGAACCAUCAUCAACUGUACCAUCGACUACCUCCGUGAACACUUUCUCAACUGGAUCUGGGAGCAAGGAGGCUGGGAGAGCGUUGGCUCCUACUUUGGCACUCCGACGUGGCAACUGGUGGCUGUGUUCAUGGCAGGGGUCAUCACCACGAUAAUCGUGACUCGUAAAAUGUGAGGAGCACACUCGUUGGGGCCAAGGAGAACAAAGAACUUGCAUGAGGAUUUGAACUUUUUGUAAGGACCGUGGCGCUGCUGUAAACCCCUCCCUAACCCUUCUCUACCCCCCCUAUCCCCGUGUCAUGUGGGCCGUAUGCACUAAAGGUUGUUUGGGGGUUACAAACACACACACACUAGGGCACACACCUGAGCGAUGGAAUGCAUUUUAAGUAAUUUAUUUAAUACUUUUUUUGGUACCGAAAGAAAAAACAAACACUACUUUUGUUUUCUGCUGUCAUUUGGAGGAUGUUUUACCUCCUUCAUUUUAUUCAGAUAAGAAUGCACAUUGAAAAAUCAUGAGGAAGAUGCAAUCAACAUGUUCGAUUAUUGGCUUCUUACUUUACAUAGAAAAAUAGCAAUCCUUAAUUGUCAUUAAGAUUAAAGGAAAAAAAAAGAGAGACCGUGGUAGCCGUUUCUGUCCUGUUUUUGUUUGACUCCCGUAUCCAAAGCAAUAUGUCGGCAAGUCACAUGGUAAAUAGAGCAGUUCUUUUGUCUCCUAAAAUGCAGUCUGCUUAUGUAAUGUUUAGUCAUACUCUGGACCAGUUUUUGUAAUAAACUGCGCGUGCGGUCACUAAACAGACACAAACAGAAAAGUUGAGUGUACAGUGACCCCUCGUUAUAUCGCGGCUUCAGUGCAUCGCAGAUUUUUUCAAACUUAUUGAUUAAAAAAAUAAAAAUUAAGUCUGCAAACAGUCCAGGAGAAGCAGCAAAAGUCAAGAAAGCAACAGCGAGGUCACACAGAGCAACAUAUUCAGUUCUACAUGUACAGUAUAUGUUUACUGUAUGUUAUUCAUACACUAACCAAACGUCUACAUGUUCAAAUCUAUUAGUAUACAGCAUUAAGUGAUGUUAAUUACAACAAAAUUUACUUUGUGCAUGUAUACCAUUAAAUUUGGCCUUAUAAAUAUUUUUUAUACUCAUACACAUGUACAUUGGUUUUGGUCCCGAUUAAUCGCGAUAAACGAGGGAUUACUGUACCUCACCUGUUUCAAAAGUGUAGUACUGUUUUAGUUUUGAGACUCAUUCAAUAUUGAGUUUUGUAUGCACAGCAAAAAAAAAUUACAUUUAUUUGUCAGUGCCUUGGUCUUGUUUCUUUGUUUUUAUACUGACAUUUUCACUUUUUUCUAUCACAUUUCUAAAAGUUUCAAGUCAAGCUCUGGAAAAAAAACCCAAUCACUUUGUAAUGAGUUUUUAUGUUGUAAUAUGGAUAUUAAAUAUUAACUCUUA
Molecule: messenger RNA, 1917 nt
Organism: Hippocampus zosterae (dwarf seahorse)
Lineage: Eukaryota; Metazoa; Chordata; Actinopteri; Syngnathiformes; Syngnathidae
Product: apoptosis regulator BAX-like
Exons: 6
Coding region: 71-649 (192 amino acids)
Biological process (GO): mitochondrial fusion; release of cytochrome c from mitochondria; extrinsic apoptotic signaling pathway in absence of ligand
Cellular component (GO): mitochondrial outer membrane
Molecular function (GO): protein heterodimerization activity; channel activity; protein homodimerization activity
Source: RefSeq, a predicted model, not a curated record